CUAUUUACAAUUGUGAAUCAAUGAAAAAUAAAUUAUGAAUUAAAAAUGUAUUACUUAUGCUAGAUUAAAAAUCUAAAAUAUAUUUGUUACGCCUUUAACUUAGUGUUUACCAAUAUGUAUUUCAGUAAUAAUAAUAAGUAAUGUCAUCAUAAUUACUUAAAGAAAUUUUUCCAAUAAUGAUCAAUUAUUUCAUUUUACUUACAAUAAUUCUAUUUUCAAGCAAUGUUAAAGCUGAUUGCCAAGAUUACUAUGGUCGAAUUAUUAGCCAAGGAAUGCAUUAUGUACCAGGACCUGAUACAUGUACCCUUUGUGUCUGUGAUAAUUCUGUAGCUAAAUGGUGUAAAGCUGUACUCUGUUCCCCACCACAAGACUGUAAGUCUUUUACUGUUGGAAGUACUUGCUGUGAAUUUAAUUGUUUGGAUAACUCGCUCAAUGACAAUGAUGUGGAUUAUAAAGGUGAUAAUAUCAAUGCUAGAUCGAUAGCCAGUACAGUAACUGCUUUUUUGUUCUUCAUAUUGAUUGUAUUUCUUAUCAAUCGACUUCAUAAAAGGAACAUAAUGUCAAAUGGAGAAGUGUUUAGUGAUCCGAACUCACCUCAAAUGGGUGAUGGUGUAAGAGGUAUUGGAUUUAUUAGUGGUUAUAUGAACUUUCCUAGACCAAUUGGCUCUGAUCUAUAUUAUGGAGAUCAUGCUACUCUUCAUAUACCCUUAUGGAAAACUUAUUAUCCUCGUGGUGAUGCUCCUCCGCCAUAUGAUGAGGCUAUAGCAUUACCUCAUCAAAUACCUACAAAUUUUAAUGAACCCAUAGAAGAAGUGACCAAUCAUCAUAGAACGUUACCUGUAACAUUAACAGAAAUUGAAUAUAGUGAACAACAACUAAAUGAAAUUGAAACUGCUGCUAACCAACCUUUAUUAGAAAACAGUAAAACAAAUAAUAAAGAAAUUACAGAAAAUGUAGUAGUAGGAACUUCAAGUUCUAAUAAUGAUUUUCGUGAAGAAUGUCAAAAUUGCAAACAUGAUCAAGAACUUGCUGAAGGAUAUGAUGACAAUUUUCCAGAACCAGAAACUAUGACAUUAGAGAGAAGACCUCAAGUAUUACAUGAACAUUCUGUUGAUGAAAUUGAACCACGCUCUUCCAUGACAUUACCUGGAGAUGGACGUUUAAGAAGAUCCCACAUUAGUCACAAAAAAGAUACUUCCAGGGAAAACUGGCUGAAGGAAACUAGUGUUAAAGAAGAUUCAAUUUCUGAUGAUGAAAAAUCUUGAAUAUAAAGAAUCUGAAAAAAAUAUUUAAAGAGCAUUAACCAAAUUUGUUUUUGAUAGAUAAGUUUUUAAUUUUUUUUUUACUAUUAAGAAUGAGCAACCUUGAGAUAUCUUAUUAUUUACAUUUAUUACAUUUUACUUUAUAAGUAUUUUAUUUGAAUUUUGAAUUUGAGUUUUAUUUUUAAGUUAGACUUAAAUUUUAAGCUCUUAAUUUAGCUGGUAAUUUCUUUUUCUAUAGACAAUUUGUAAUUUUUUAGGUAUUCAAUUAUUCCAAUUUCAUCACAUUAAAUUGUUUAAAAUAUUUAUAGUUUCUAAUAUUUUUUAUUUGCUAUAAAAUCCUAAAAAAUUUAAUUAUCUACAAAUAUAUCAAAAUUAAGCUGCAUAAUUAGUAUAAUAACAGAUAUUACUUUUGAGUUCUCAACCUGAAUUUAAUGAUAUCUUAUUAUUUGAUGUUGAAUAAUUUUCUUUUUUGUCCAUAAAAAAUGUGAAUAAAUGUUAUAUUAAUUUAAGGUAUAUACCAAAGUUAGUACUUAAUUAUUAAUGAAUUCAAAUUAUUAUUCUAGUCUUAACUUAUUUUUAUUUAACUAAUAUUUUUAAAUUCAUAACUCAAUAAUAAAUUGAAUAUUAAAAAAGAAUCAAUAAUACAAUUUUAAAAUAAUUUCAUGUUAUAUUUUAGAUAAUACAUUCUCUCAUAUAUUAUUACCACAAUUCAGUAAAUGAAACAAUUCAUUUAAUGUUACCUUAAAGGCAAUACAUCAUAAAUUUUAUUUUAGAAGCAAUAAUUGUUUAUUAAAUAUUAAAAAAAGUUCUAAUAUCCUUGUAGUUUUUUCUGUUGUUUAGAAUUUUUGUGACUUUUAGAGUAUAUCUGAUUGUUCUUUCCACUUUUUAUUAUUUAAUAUACUUUAAAUAUAUAAAAUCUAACAUUUUCUUAAUGGAAACUGCUAUAAAUAAAAAAAUUGUGAUGAAUAUAUUAUUAUAUUUGUGUCUACUAAAAAAUGUUAAAAAUGUAGAUACAAAACAUUGUUAUCAUUAUAUUAGUUGAAAUAAUACAUGUAUUAUAUGUAGAUGUAAAUUCUAAUUGUUCAUUAAUAGUUUUUUUGUAAAGGGUACUUAAUGAAUAAUUACAAUUUUUAGUAAUUUCACUGAUUAUAAAAAGUAAAAUAAUAUUUUUUUUAAAUUAUUAUUGUAUAAUACUUUACUUAUAUUAAAAUUUAAAAAAGUUAACUCCAUAUAUUAAUUUAAAAAGUCCCUACACUUAAAUUUAUUUGUAAAUUUUGUGUGAAUAAUUUACUAGAUUUAAGAUUUUUUAAUAAUUAUUUAUGAUUAGGUAUACAAUUGAUUGGACAACAAUAAAAAGAUGUUACAUAAAAUGUUAAAAAGAAUAAGUUUUCAAUACAAAUAUUACCUUAAUUAGUUCUAUAUUAUAAAAUUUAUUUAUAUCAAAUUGUUGAUAGAUUUAAAAUCUUCUUAGUUACUAUUUAAUAUUGUAAAAUAAUUGCGACUACACCAUCUCUAUUUAUUUGCAUUAUGUAAAAAAAAUGAGACAUAAUUCUUAAGGUGAUUUGAUAUUGCUGUUAAAAUUAUUUAAAUGAAUAAUUUCUUUUUAUUUGAUUUUGAUAUAUAUUAUUAUUCAAUGAAAUAUAGCUUCAUAUAAAAAAUAAUUUUCAAUUUGCAUUCAAUUAAAUUUAAAAUAAUUAUUUUUUAUUUUUGGUAUUACUGAAUAUUAUUUUAUGACCUGAAUCAUAAUAAAACAAUUAAAAUAAUAAUAUAUUAAAGCUUGUGGUAUAAUAUAAUGUGUAUAAUUUUGAAAUAUUAUUAAAUAAAUUGUCAAUUUACUUCUAAUUCUAUCAAAUAUCCUACAUUAUUAAAUUACUCAUAAUUGUUACAAAAUAUCCAUACUGUUUAUUAUGAUUGUAAUUUUGCACAUAGCUGCUCCAUGUUAUUGAGUUUAUGCAUGUAUUAUUAUUGUAAUACCUAACCUUGGUUAAACAACCAAGUAAAUUAUUGUUAUGGUAACUAUUGUAAGUAAUAAAUCAAAUCAAUAAGUUUCAGUCA
Messenger RNA from Daktulosphaira vitifoliae (grape phylloxera), 3317 nucleotides. RefSeq lists its product as uncharacterized. NCBI's taxonomy places the organism in Eukaryota, Metazoa, Arthropoda, Insecta, Hemiptera, Phylloxeridae. Gene Ontology annotation, cellular component: membrane. The transcript has 6 exons. Bases 177 to 1265 code for a protein of 362 amino acids. The record is from RefSeq and is a predicted model, not a curated record.